Molecule: messenger RNA, 785 nt
Organism: Cicer arietinum (chickpea)
Lineage: Eukaryota; Viridiplantae; Streptophyta; Magnoliopsida; Fabales; Fabaceae
Product: small ribosomal subunit protein uS8z/uS8w
Biological process (GO): translation
Cellular component (GO): ribosome
Molecular function (GO): structural constituent of ribosome
Source: RefSeq, a predicted model, not a curated record
GAUAUUGGAGGCCCAAUAGUGGCCCAUUCUAAACCCUAAAAAUAUUGAAGUCUCUACUUACUUGCAAAUUGAGCCGCGAUUUCACUCCUUCUCUUUCCUCCGAGUUCCGAGCGGUAAAUCGACGGCGAAGUCUCCCUAACCCUUCUCUUCUCAACUGUAAUCAUGGUGAGAGUCAGUGUUUUGAACGAUGCUUUGAAAAGCAUGUACAAUGCUGAGAAAAGGGGUAAACGCCAAGUAAUGAUUAGGCCAUCCUCCAAAGUCAUUAUCAAGUUCCUUAUCGUUAUGCAAAAGCACGGAUACAUUGGCGAGUUCGAGUAUGUUGAUGAUCAUAGAUCUGGAAAGAUCGUUGUUGAAUUGAAUGGUAGGUUGAAUAAAUGUGGUGUUAUUAGUCCACGUUUUGAUGUUGGUGUUAAGGAGAUUGAAGGUUGGACUGCUAGGCUUCUCCCUUCAAGACAGUUUGGGUAUAUUGUCUUGACUACCUCAGCUGGCAUUAUGGAUCAUGAAGAGGCCAGGAGAAAGAAUGUUGGUGGUAAGGUCCUUGGAUUCUUCUACUAGGCUAGUUUUUUAUUAAGGAUCUUUUCUAUUUCAGUUUUUGAUUUACCGAAUGUAAUGGAGGAUGUACUAGUAUUUUACAAAUAUCAAGCUUAGCUGAAGCUGUUUUGGGAUGUGAUUUAUUUUGUUUUGUGAAACCAAGUUGAUUACUAUUAUUUAUCGGAUUCCUUUGUCGUUUCUUUUAUUAUACAAGAGUGUAUUGACAGUUUUGAUUGGUAAGUACUUUUUUUAGA